This is a messenger RNA of Otolemur garnettii (small-eared galago), 4375 nucleotides long. RefSeq names its product solute carrier family 44 member 1 (gene SLC44A1). Gene Ontology annotation, molecular function: choline transmembrane transporter activity. The record is from RefSeq and is a predicted model, not a curated record. The transcript is spliced from 15 exons. Gene Ontology annotation, cellular component: plasma membrane. Lineage: Eukaryota; Metazoa; Chordata; Mammalia; Primates; Galagidae. Gene Ontology annotation, biological process: transmembrane transport; choline transport.
AUGCUAAGCACUCUUAAUAGAGGUACCAAAAAGAGCUCCAAACGAGAAUGGAAGCCUCUGGAGGACCGCAGCUGCACGGACAUUCCCUGGCUGCUGCUCUUCAUCCUCUUCUGCGUUGGGAUGGGAUUUAUUUGUGGCUUUUCAAUAGCAACAGGUGCAGCAGCAAGACUAGUAUCAGGAUACGACAGCUAUGGAAAUAUUUGUGGGCAGAAAAAUGCAAAGUUGGAAGGAAUACCGAACAGUGGCAUGGACCAUACCCUUCGGAAGUAUGUAUUCUUUUUGGAUCCAUGCAAUCUGGACUUGAUAAACCGGAAGAUCAAGUCUGUAGCUCUGUGUGUAGCGGCCUGCCCAAGACAAGAACUGAAAACCCUGAGUGAUGUUCAGAAGUUUGCAGAGAUGAAUGGUUCAGCUCUAUGUAGCUAUAACCUAAAGCCUUCUGAAUAUACAACAUCUUCAAAAUCUUCUGUUCUUUGUCCCAAACUACCAGUUCCGGCGAGUGCACCUAUUCCAUUCUUCCAUCGCUGUGCUCCUGUGAACAUUUCCUGCUAUGCCAAGUUUGCAGAGGCCCUGAUCACCUUUGUCAGUGACAAUAGUGUCUUACACAGGCUGAUUAGUGGAGUAAUGACCAGCAAAGAAAUUAUAUUGGGACUUUGCUUGUUGUCACUAGUUCUGUCCAUGAUUUUGAUGGUGAUAAUCAGGUAUAUAUCAAGAGUACUUGUGUGGAUCUUAACAGUUCUGGUCAUACUGGGUUCACUUGGUGGCACAGGCGUACUGUGGUGGCUUUAUGCAAAGCAAAGAAGGUCUCCCAAAGAAACAGUUAUUCCUGAACAGCUUCAGAUAGCUGAAGACAAUCUCCGGGCACUCCUCAUCUAUGCCAUCUCAGCCACGGUGUUCACGGUGAGGGCAAGCUUAUUUAUGUGUAUCUUUCAGUUUUGUGUGUAAUUAUUUUUAUCCCUUAGUGAAAUAGCACUAAGGUCGUAAAGUUUGUGGUUUGGAAGUCAGGACCUAGUGUGGGAAACGAGACUAAUAUUUAAUAGCUGUAUUUCUUGGUUCGUACUUUAUGUGGUGCUUCUUUCCUUCCUUGAUAUUUUCCUAGGCAGUGCUGUUCAGAAUGACCAAGGCUUUGUGGAGUUCAAAAUCUCUGGGCCCCUGCAGUACAUGUGGUGGUACCAUGUGGUGGGCCUGAUCUGGAUCAGUGAGUUUAUUCUAGCGUGUCAGCAGAUGACUGUGGCAGGAGCUGUGGUAACAUACUAUUUUACUAGGGAUAAAAGGAAUUUGCCAUUUACACCUAUUUUGGCAUCAGUGAAUCGCCUUAUUCGUUACCACCUUGGUACGGUGGCAAAAGGAUCUUUCAUUAUCACAUUAGUCAAAAUUCCACGAAUGAUCCUUAUGUAUAUUCACAGUCAGCUCAAAGGAAAGGAAAAUGCUUGUGCACGAUGUGUGCUGAAAUCUUGCAUUUGUUGCCUUUGGUGUCUUGAAAAGUGCCUAAAUUAUUUAAAUCAGAAUGCAUACACAGCCACAGCUAUCAACAGCACCAACUUCUGCACCUCAGCAAAGGAUGCCUUUGUCAUUCUUGUGGAGAAUGCUUUGCGGGUGGCUGCCAUCAACACCGUGGGAGAUUUCAUGUUAUUCCUAGGCAAGGUGCUGAUCGUCUGCAGCACAGGCUUGGCUGGGAUUAUGCUGCUCAACUACCAGCAGGAUUACACAGUAUGGGUGCUGCCUCUGAUCAUCGUCUGCCUCUUUGCUUUCCUAGUCGCUCAUUGCUUCCUGUCCAUUUAUGAAAUGGUAGUGGAUGUAUUAUUCUUGUGUUUUGCCGUUGAUACAAAAUACAAUGAUGGGAGCCCUGGUAGAGAAUUCUAUAUGGAUAAAGUGCUUAUGGAAUUUGUGGAGAACAGUAGGAAAGCAAUGAAGGAAGCUGGUAAGGGAGGCGCCGCUGAUGCCAGAGAGCUAAAGCCGAUGGCUUCUGGAGCAAGUUCUGCUUGAACCUAGCCGACGGUUAUGGAACCCAUUGACAUUCCAAAACAAUAUAUACACAUAACUAUGUAUUUGUGUGUGUGGGUGUGUGUAUAUAUGUAUAUGUAUGUGUGUAUAUAUAGGUAUAUGUAUAUACACACACACACAUAAUCAGCCAAAAUCAGAGAAAAGGAACAGGGAUUUAAUACCUUUUUUAUGCUUAUUUUUGUCAAACAUGUACUCCUUUCAUACGGGUGGCUUUUACAAGGCAACUUCCGUCAUUUAAUGUCUUCAAUUGUAAUUGUCUUAAUGGAUAUGUUAAGAUUCAUAUCUGAUUAACAUUUUUAAUAACUUAAAGGAGAUUUUAACUUUAGUUAUUUAAAUUAGCUAAAAUUAUUGUACCAAAUUCUCUGUCUAAAGUUUAUUCAGGGGUGAUUUCCCUGAUGUAUGUGUAAAAUCAAGAACUUAUUUUACUGAUGCAUGUGUCCUGGUGGGUCAAGACCAGGCAUAUGCUUUCAGAUAAAUAAGGAAUUGCCCUGAUCAGUUUCUCCCAAUCAAAGAAGCCAUGUCAUUUUAUUUUUAGAAACAUAACAAGUGGGCCCAAUAUGGGAAUUUUCAUAAUAGUUCAUACAUUUGUCAGCCAACAUUAAAAGGUAACCAACUCCUCAGGUAUUUGUAGUUUACCCUAAUGCUUCUUUAAAAGAAAGUAGGUAAAAAAGAAAAGGGUAGAUAAUCUUUCUUAUGCAAACUUUUUUCUUGUAUUUUUGUCUUUCUUUCCUUUUCGACGUCAGUAGCAUCCUCCACACAUUUGUGUGCCUGAUUUUGAAAGGAGGCUGGGGCACCCAGCAAGUCUAGCCUUUAUUUCUGUAUAUUGGUUUGCAGAUUAAGUAAUGCUGGGAGGGAUAAAGAAGGGCCAGAAACAUGGAAUGUAAAGCUUUGAAAGUUCCUUAAAGCUUUGGAAAUUCCGGUGCUUGGGCUUCUGCUUCAGAGGAACGUCAGUGGCUUGGGGUUAAAUGGCCAUUUUAUUUAAAUGCUUGCUAUAAAAUCUGAAAACACACUGGCAGGUGCUCCUCUCCUUGGCAAUUCAUUGAGUAUCCAGAGUUCUACAAUGUUUAACUGAAGAAUUGGUUAACGUUUUAAUCCUCCAGUGCGAAUGUUCUUUGUGUUUGGGGGUGGGUUUGGGGUUGUUUUGUUUUGUUUUUUGCUUUAUUCCUGAAGCUUACCAGAUAUGAAUGGCUAAUAUUCCAUUGUUCUGCUUAUUGUAAUGGUGAAUGCUUUAAGAAAAAAAGUGUAAUUUGCUAAGAAUAAUUCAUGAUCUGUUUAUGCGAUAACUCCUUUUUGUUACAAUUUUUUUAAAAAAGGCUAUUUUUGUUAAUGUAAAGUAAAUAUUUCAGAGCAAAUUUUUUAAACUUAUUGCACUAAAUACAGGCUCUGUACAGAAAAAAAAAAAAGCCUCAGCAUUUUAUCAUUCCAUGGAAGGAGAAUCUUUUGAAAGAAAGCAUUGACUCCUACCGGAAUUAGACAGUGAAUUAGACCAGUAUUAUGGAAACGCAUAUAAUUAAUGUCACUAGGGCUUAAUAAGCAGCUGUUUGCUAAUGUGCUUUCUUUCAAAGGGUUGGACCUUUAAAUUGCUGCAAAAGGUAAAUUGUAUUUUUUUUUUUAAUAUUGGUGUUCUUAGCUAGGCUAAAAUUUGCUAAAUGCCUUGAUUUCUUUUCAAAGUUCAUGUAAUAUUUCUGACUUUUCAGAAUAUUUGCAAUAAGAGUCUGGAUUUAAAAAAAGAAACACACACACACAAUUAAGAGCUCAUAUCUUAGCAAGAUUUGGGAAACCGACGUUGUGAGAGUAGCUAUUUUGAAAUAAUAAUUCUCCAGAAGUUAACAUCUAACAUCUAGUGUCGCCAAACAGUAUCAUUGUACUCUUUUAUAUCAUUUGAAAUGGAAUAAAAAUAAUUAUGUGGCUAACAAUUGUCCGAAUAGGUGAGAGAGUAAAUCAUGUAAGAAAAUUCAGAAUACCAUCUGUUUCAUAGCCCACACAGACAUUGGACAUUCAGAAACACUGAGAACUAAAUUUAGAAUUGACAAAAAGUCUAGAAGAUGGGUAUCAAAACAGAAGACAUUCCAGGAGCUAGCUAUUUUUAGAUGUCCCUCCAAAGUGACCUGAUGGAAGUCUUGAACUUGGAAAUUAGGUUCUACUCACUUGGACAUCCCCGCAUCAUGGACUCUGGCUGCUUCCUGUUCCAUAUGCUCGCAAUCUCAGCUACUUGGAAGCCACCAGGAAUGCUUUCUAAUUAUCAUUUGCAACUAGAACUGUAAUCAGAAAGAAAUUUUGUAUUUUUGUAUAACUUGAUUGUGUGCCAUUUUAUAUAUAACAGGUCCUGUUUUACAAAUAAAUUUUGUUUUACUAACAUUGUGUUUAGAAAUUA